UUUCACUUCAUCAUCUUCUUGCCUAUUCCUUGCAGGCUAACAAAGAUUUGCUGUUUCUAAUCAAAACCAGCACUAUCAAAACACAGCAGCUCAAAUUCCAUUUCUACUUAGCAAGUUUACUUGCAUCAGAGGUAGCUGUAGCAGCACCUUCUUACUUCGCUAGUAUCUCCACAAAAAAAGCUUGCAUUUUUUGGAUCUCUUAUGACAUUUGAACCCAAAACCGAACCUGGGUCCUUGCGCAGGUCCAUCCCGAUCGCCAAUGAAAAAGAAUACGGUGAAAUGAGUAUAUCGGACCUAGUUACUGUGCUGCGUACUGCGUAUAAAACUGAGGAUUUUGAUAAAAUUGAGCAAGAGUUGGUAAAGAGGGAAGCAAAACUUAGGGCGGAAAUUGGGCCACUCAGGGAGAAGGUUGAGCUGGAGAGGCUAGAGAGAAUUGAAGUCGAAGAGAGACUGAAAAUCAGAGAGGAGCAAUGUGAAAAGGGGAAGAGAGCCCAGGAUAAUUAUGAGCAGUUGUUGAAGGAAGUGAAAACAGGUGGCUUGGUUGAAAAACAUGCUAUUGAGGAGUUAAGGAAAAAGAACGUUGCUUUAGAAAGUGAAGUUUAUGAGCUGAAGGAGUCCAGGAAAAAAAUGCUAGAUGAUGUCCAAUCCAUGGAUGAAAUAAAGGAUAAGAUCCGUGUGUUGAAAGAGGAGAAGGUUGGGGACAAAAAUGCUCUUGCUGUCCUUAUCAUGAAGAACAUUGAAUUGGAGGAAGCAGUUAAGAAGAAUUUGACUGUCAUAGAGGGGUUGAAGAAUGAAAAUGGUAAACUGACAGACGAGAAGCACGAACUUAAGACAUUAUUUGAAUAUUUGGAGAAGAGAUAUAGUAGACUCCGUGUCAGUGAUGUGAAGUUGGAAGAGAGUACUAUGCCUUUGAUGAGUGAAGAUGCCUCUGAUUAUGGGAACACUGAAGUGGAGCCUAAUCUUGGAGUUUCUUUCGCUGUCAAAGAUGAAAAGAAUGUUAGUGACCACGAGCUUGAAAAUGACGCUGGGGAGCCUGUUCCUGUACAAAGGGAUGAAGAUACUCAUUACUCUGUUGAUACUGGCACUUGUCAGUCUCCCAAAAAAGGAAACAAGGAGGAUGCUGUAGGUGCAGGGGUAAAAUUCAAAUUAGAAAAGGAGAUCGUGGACGUAAGUGAUGAUGAAGAUGAUGAUGAUAAGUACACAUCACAAGGAUGGCAGGGAGAGAAAGCUACUUCUCAAAUAAUUGAAGAAAAUGAACAUCCAAAUCUCCCUGCAAAGAGAACGCUGUUGGCAACUCCCACACCAGGCAAUCCUUUGGUUUCCUCACCAUCAUUGUCUCUCUCAUGCCAAUCUAGUGCUACUAAGGUUUUAGCUAAGAAGGUUAGAGGCAGCACACGUUUGAGGACCUUGACAAGACGCAUCGGUGAAAAGAGGCUUCAAGUCUACAUUGAUGAAGCUACAGGGAGGCCAUCAGGUCCGAACCGUGAGACAUUUACUAGCUAUUUAGGUGCAUUGGCACGUGAGAAGGUAUCGAUUUUGCAUCCUUCAUGGGAUCAGGUGAAGGAAUCAACAAAGAAGUUGCUUUGGGAGGAUAUUUUGGCACACUUUGAGAUAGUACCAUCUGAAGCUGUCAGGGGAAAGACAUUAUCUUCAAUUGCAAACCUGUGGAGACACUUUAAAACCCAUCUCACCACGCGAUGGGCUUUGAAUGAGGACAAAAUUAACCAAGGAAUGACUCCAUGCAGUAUGUAUGGUAUCAAUGAGGAUACAUGGAAGCAGUUUGUAGAGAUUCGGUCUACUGCAUCUUGGGAGAAAAAGAGAAAAAAAGCUCAAGAAUUCCAAAAGAAGAACGAUACUCCUCACCGGUUAUCUCGAGGGGGUUAUCAGGUAUUGGAGGAGAAAUUAAUGGCUGAAAAGAUCAAAUUAAGGGAAGAGCAGACAUUAGAAUGUGAUAUUGAGCCUCGGACAAACACUAGUCCCCCUUCUCCUCCUUCACGUCAUGUUAAAUGGAAGAGGGCUCGAAUGACAUCAUCAGGCCAAUUCACAUCAGAAUCAGCACUUCAAAUUGCUAAGCGCAUUGAUUCCCUGGAGAUGCAGUCCAAACAGGGUAUGUUUCAUCCCUCCGGGCGUCAAGAUAUACUUGCUAUUGCUAUUGGACGUCCAGAACAUCCUGGUUGUGUUCGUGGAGCUGGUAAAGGUGUGGGAAUACGACAGUAUUUUGGACAUUGAACAAGGAAUGUUUUUGUCUCAAUCUUUUUCAUGCUCCUUUUCAUAGAUACAGUGAGAUGUUUUCCUAUUUAAAAUGAUGAAUGAGAACAUGUCAAUAAACAUAGAUUAUAGGGAUGCUUUGGAAUUUUUUAUGGGGGAAGUAUUUGAAAAUUUCAAUCAUGCAAGGGGAAUGUAAAUUUAUAGAACUUGGAAAUGUUUAAGACAUGUAUAGCUGUUUUGAAGAAUUAUAAUGUU
This is a messenger RNA of Vigna angularis (adzuki bean), 2463 nucleotides long. RefSeq lists its product as uncharacterized. The record is from RefSeq and is a predicted model, not a curated record. The transcript has 8 exons. The coding region runs from base 202 to 2229 and encodes 675 amino acids. NCBI's taxonomy places the organism in Eukaryota, Viridiplantae, Streptophyta, Magnoliopsida, Fabales, Fabaceae.